Messenger RNA from Ceratitis capitata (Mediterranean fruit fly), 4972 nucleotides. It is a transcript of the gene Ire1, whose product is annotated as serine/threonine-protein kinase/endoribonuclease IRE1. Gene Ontology annotation, molecular function: protein serine/threonine kinase activity; RNA endonuclease activity; ATP binding. The transcript has 9 exons. The record is from RefSeq and is a predicted model, not a curated record. Gene Ontology annotation, cellular component: IRE1-TRAF2-ASK1 complex. Lineage: Eukaryota; Metazoa; Arthropoda; Insecta; Diptera; Tephritidae. Gene Ontology annotation, biological process: intrinsic apoptotic signaling pathway in response to endoplasmic reticulum stress; mRNA processing; IRE1-mediated unfolded protein response. The coding region runs from base 311 to 3697 and encodes 1128 amino acids.
GAAAUUUUAAUGUUCAGUACAACAGCAACCCUACAUGUUCGCGAUUCUUUCAAUAUUUUCCACAUCGUCUCUUUUUACAUUCCUCUUAACACAAUUCAUUUGACAUGUACAAUUAGGUUUCAGCAAUGGCGAAUUUAUCUGAACUUUAUUAAAUACUAUUGAAAAACGCCGUUAUUAAGAAAUAAAAAUAAAACUGCUUAAAAACUCUAAAAUGUGUAAUAAUUUAUGAACGCAUAUUAUUAUUUAUGGAAGUGAUGAGAACGGCUUUUGAUACUUGUGUAAAAAACUGGUGGAAAAUUUUAUAAAGAAAAUGAUGGGUGGAAGGUGGUUUGUGCAGUCGGGAUCGUCGAAAUCGCUAUUGUGUUUGCAAUGGAACGUAGUAUUUUGUUUCGGAUUUUGUGUUUUGAUUGCAUCAGCCGUGGUAUCGGCGACAGCAACUGCACCGGCUGUAAGAAAUGAAAAAACGUACAGAAGUGCACAAAAUUUAUCACAGGAAAAUCAAAAUAAUAAUGUGACAAGUGAUGAAGCUGUGUCUGAGCAUUUACGAGCUUAUCGCCUGCGCGAGUCAUGCACUGAAUUGGCGCGAGAUGAAGAAACAUUGAUGGUGUUCUCGACUUUGGGGGGCGGAUUAACAGCAAUCGAUCCAAUAACGAGUGAAAUACGUUGGACCAUAGCAGACGAUCCGCCCAUUCGCGCACAUCAAGAUCAAAACGUGGCGGAAUCACAGUAUCUACCAGAUCCGCGUGAUGGCAGUAUUUAUCAGCUCAGUGAUAUGGGUAACCUGAAGAAAUUACCGUAUACUAUACCACAACUGGUAGCGAGUGCACCAUGCCGUUCCUCCGAUGGCAUGUUUUAUUCUGGGAAGAAGAGUGACACUUGGUUUAUGGUAGAUCCCAAGUCGGGUAAACGUGAAACCGUUAUGGGAUUCGGUAUGGGUAGCUUUGAUGUAAAUGAGAGCAACGAAGAGAAUGAGGAAAAGUCUGCGCACAAUGGAGCAGGCACAAUUUAUUUAGGACGCACGAAGUACACUGUCUUAAUGUACGACAGUUUGGCGAAAGGAAAAAAUGUUAAACCUUGGAAUAUUACCUUUUAUGAUUACAGUGCGCACACAAUGACGCCAGAUAUAUCGAAAGAGUAUGAGUAUCUGCAUUUAACCACUACAUCGAAUGGUAAUAUCGUAACAUUGGACCGUAAGAAUGGCAAAUUUUUGUGGAAGCACGACUUAACAAGUCCUGUGGUGGCUGCAUUUCUACUCGGCUCAGAGGGCUUGCUCAGCGUGCCCUUUACUACUGUCUCCGAUGAGGCUUUUGAGUCGAUAUUAGAAGAGUCCAAAACAGGCAAUGUCAAUACCAUCAAAUUGUUCCAAUCUUUAUAUGUGGGUGAGCAUCGCCAUGGCUUGUACGCAUUGCCCUCAUUGGUUGAUAAAGACACGCCACGUAUUUCAGCAAGUCCUCCAAUAAAACUUUUGGACGGUCCUAACUCAGGAGAGGAGACAGAUCCCAAAAUGGUGUAUAUCGAUGAUGUUUUACCCCAAAAUACCGGCAUAGUGAUUGGGCAUUACAAUAUGCCCAGUGACAGUAAUUUAGAAAUAUCUUCUUCGAAAGGUGACAACAUUAAUGGUUUGGCCACCAUCAAUCAUUUUCCCGAUGUUACCACUAUGGGCACAAAUGGUUUCAGCAUACUAACCGGCACAAGCAAUGAAAAGAAUUCCGCCGAAAUAGGCAUACAAACUGAGCCAGUAAUUGAAAUGCAAAUAGAAUCGGGCAAUGCAUUAAAUAAAACCAAACGAAUAAUUAUAGCAAAUGGUAAUAAAUUACAUAAGCUCUUCAAUGAAUGGUUCAUGGAACAUCCCAGUGGUCAAGUGCACCAGAUACUUAUUGUUUUGGUUUUGACUAUGAUAGCCAUGUUUUGGUAUAUGUGCAGCUCAAUGCGUGAGCUCAAAAAUCAAAGUGAAAAUGGUUCAAAAACUUAUUCGUCCACCAAUAAGAGUGGCAGCGGCAGCAGUAAUGUUAGCGGCUUGGACCUUAUUGAUCUGGGUGAUGGGAAUAUACGUGUGGGUAAAAUUUCAUUCAACUCGAACGAAGUGUUGGGUAAAGGUUGUGAAGGUACUUUUGUAUUUCGCGGUACAUUUGAAGAGCGCUCAGUAGCGGUAAAGAGGCUGCUGCCCGAAUGCUUUACGUUUGCCGAUCGGGAGGUUGCACUGUUGCGCGAAAGCGACGCACACGAGAAUGUUGUGCGUUAUUUCUGCACUGAGCAGGAUCGCCAAUUUCGUUACAUUGCAGUGGAGCUAUGUGCGGCGACGUUGCAAGAAUAUACCGAGGGUGAACGGUGCAUGGACUUGCGUGCUCAAAUAAACGUCUGGGAGGUUUUGCGUCAAGCAGCGGCCGGUCUUAGUCAUCUACAUUCAUUAAAUAUCGUGCAUCGCGAUAUCAAGCCACAAAACGUUUUGCUCUCAUUGCCCGAUGUGAAUGGAACAGUCCGUGUAAUGAUAUCCGAUUUUGGCUUAUGCAAAAAAUUGAAUUUUGGCAAGACCAGCUUUUCGCGUCGAUCCGGCGUUACUGGCACAGAUGGCUGGAUAGCACCCGAAAUGAUGCGUGGCCAACGUACGACAACAUCGGUAGACGUUUUCUCACUUGGGUGCGUCUACUAUUAUGUGCUGUCUGCAGGACAUCAUGCGUUUGGGGAAGCGCUAAAGCGCCAGCACAAUAUACUCACUCAUGAUUACAAUUUGUGUAAGCUCAAGGUAGACGCGGAGGAUGAAGGGUGCAUAACGGCAGAGGCAAGCAAAUUUAUUCUUGCUGAACAACUUAUUACGGAUAUGAUACACAAAGAUGCUCAGAGUCGACCAUUGGCGCGUUGCAUAAGCGCACAUCCGGUUUUCUGGAAUAACCAAAAGAUAUUGGCCUUUUUGCAGGACGUGAGUGACCGUGUUGAGAAGCUGCAGUUCCAUGUAGAACCGUUGAAGUCGUUAGAGAAAAACGGUCGUUGCAUUGUGCGUGGAGAUUGGAACGCACAUGUUGAUCCGCUCAUAACAGAAGAUCUGCGCAAGUAUCGUGGUUAUAUGGGCGCUAGUGUGCGUGAUCUGCUGCGUGCGUUGCGGAAUAAAAAACAUCACUACCACGAACUCUCAUCCGAAGUGCAGCAAAAGCUUGGUUGUUUGCCGAAUGAUUUUACCAACUAUUGGAUAAAUAAAUUCCCUGAAUUAAUAUCACACGCCUAUCAUGCUUUUAGCAUUUGCGCUGAGGAGCCCAUCUUCAGACACUAUUACAAUGCCGAUUAUAAAUUUAGCCGCCCAUGGUAUUUCGAUGCGGACGACAAUCUUUUCCCAUCACUGCAAAAUGAUCCGAAACAUUUGUUGAAGCAAACUGCGGCGCUGGGCGGUAAGGACGGUAGCGGCAGUCCGAAACGUCUGCCGCGCACACCCGAAAAGCAGCAGAACCAAUUAAAGCAACGCAAAGGUAUUUACAAUUUCCGUAAGACCGUAGAAGGUGAAGCAGUUGGCAUUGGUUUGAAAAGAUAUUUGGAUGUACCGAGUGCUGAGGGGGAAGAUGAAGAUGCCUCUAAUAGGCGUGACGUGUUUGCAAAUUUCAAAUUUCGGCGAAAUUAUGGCAAGUCGGCAAGUCGUAAUUACAACAAUGCUAACAAAGAAAAAAGUGUCACGUGGACAUUACCUGGUAAGCAGGCCGAAGAAGAUUGAGUGAAAAGUAAAAAAAAAUAUAUAUAUUUUGAUUAAAUAAAUAUAUUUGUAGUUAAUAAGUAAUAACAUGAGUACUUAGCUAAACGAAUAAAUACCUCGUAGAUACGCCAACUUGGUAUACUUUUAUAUGAAAAAAUUUAUUUAUGGGGUAUUUACAGGUUUAGUUUAAUAUUCAUAGUAAUUUUAAGGAAACUUUUUACUACAAUGACGUUUUGUUUUUAAUUCUAUUUUUCUUGUACAGUGCAAACUUUAACCCUUUGGCAGAAACUACCUUUAUAUUAGGUUUUACUUAACGAAAAAAUUUGCUCCGAGCGGAUUUUUUAGCGAUGUUUUUCUUUUUUAUUUUCGUUACUUAGAGAGUAAUAUGCGUUCAUUUGUAAAACAUUAUACGGCUCUUUUCCCUUAUUCCUACGCGCCAAAGUAUUUGUGUAGUUAAAGAAAUUUCAGAUUUAUACACACAUUAUCACUUAAUAUCCAAUAUGAAGUGCGUGAUGUAUAUAAAAAAAAAAUAGAAACAAUGAAACUUUGUUAGAAUCCAGUCUACGGAAUUGGCAUAAUUGCUGUAAUUAAUUUAAAAUUUUUAUUUUCAAACAGUAAUAUAAUGUCAUUUAAAUUCAUAGAAUAUUUAUGAAUUUUUUAAAUUCCAAUUAUUAAAAGAAAUAAAAUUAAUAACUUUUCAGGGAAUUGCAAACACUGAUACCAACAAAAAUUUCAUUUUGCUUUCAGUUCACCUCUAAAAUAAUCUCUCGCGUAAAAAUGAUUCUUUAAAUUUGGCAGCAAUUAUUUCAUAUUUUUGGAAAUUGCAAAUAUAUUGUGGUUGUAUCUUAAAAAGGUGUCUGUCAAAUGCACGUAAUUUGUCUGUGAUAAAAUAUAUAUUGUAAAACAUAAAAAAAUGUACGUACAUUUAAUGAAUAAGUGCUUUAUUUCGCUUGCAAGCGUUUAAACAAAACUCAAAUUAUUUUAUAUUGAACUCAAAAUAUUCUUGUAUAUCGUUGUGUUUAUUGCGUGGUAGAGUUUUCAAACACACUAUCGAAUUCCAUUAUUGCUAUUUUUUAUAUUAGUUAAAACCUUAUUGUUAAUUAAGACAUUACUACUUUGAAGUUAAUUUCUGUUUUAACGCUUGCGAUUAUUAAGUAUAGAAAUAAAAAAUUUAAAUUGUAAAAUAAUAACAAAUUCCUCUCUACAUUUGCACUAUUUUUUGUAAUGUGCAAUUAAUUAUUAUUUUUAAAAGUACCCUAAGUUUAUUAAAGAAAAUUAUUCCUGACAAUUGUAACC